UAUUAAUUCAUUUCUCUUGUUUAUUUUAUUUCCUUAUGAUACUGAUGUGUAGUAAAGAAAUCAAAGCAUUGAGAAGCCAUAUAGUUGUGGAUGAAAUUAAAUGGACAAUAGAGAUAAUUCAAUAAAGUAGAAACGUUCUCUCCAGGCUAUUUGAAUAUAAAUGGCGUUAGUGCUGUUUUGUUUUAUUUUCCUAUUGAAAAGUUCAUGGAUUUUAUAUAUUGAUGCUAAAAAUGGUGCGGAUUAUGCGGAUGACAAAACUUAUUUACAAGAAAUAAGAAAAGGAAGAUGCAUGGCAAGUUGUUAUGACCAGUAUGGGAAAAGGCAUAAUGAAAGUGUUCAAGACGAGCUGUACCAUGUUUACCAAGCCAGUGAUUGCAGUAAUAUUGAAUGUAAAACGUGCAUGGUUCCAUGUGGAAAUGUAACAAACAUUGAACAAGGAAAAACCUGUAAAGAAAUAUGUUUGCGGCAUGGGAUCAUCUGUAUGAGUAGUUGUGAAGUUUUGAUGACAAACUGGAAUUCUUCAGGGAUUACUAGUGUAACUAGUGGUGUACAUAUAGAAUCUGUAAGAGUGACCUGUCAGCAUAUUGCAACCAAAGGCACAGUGACAGUGUUUCUAAAUUGGAACGUUGCUCCAAAAUAUGCCAGGAACAUAGUGUUUAUUGUUUCUUUAAUCCGUGGAAAGUCUUCUAAGACGUGGAAAACUCUCGGCCAGAUAAACCGGGCAGUUGUUCCUAUCCAUGGCCUGACAUUCGAAACUGAUUACAUGUUUAAAGUGACGGUCGUUAGUAAAGAAGGCGUCAUUGAACCACCAAAAGAUUCUGGCUGGAUCACGACAAUGAAAGCAACGGACACUUUAAACAGACCAUCAGAGGCCAAGAUUGACGGACAAAAAGUCCAUAAUGGCUUGGUUAGUGUUUUAUUGAAAUGGAAUUCUGGGACAGACCCUCCAUGUUACUACAGACUUCAUUGGAUGACAAAUAAUCCACUGUACUCCGAUUACAGUAGAGAUGAACUUAUGGCGCCACCAAUUUCAAAGUACUGGAUUAAUAAUUUGCAUUUUGGAAGUAAUUAUACCUUACAUAUGAGUAGUUAUUCGAAUUCAGACUUCAACACCGGAAGUGCGGAGAUAGUAGUUUGGUUUAUUACGGCGGAAUGCUUGGAUGCUACAAACUAUGAUUAUUAUGUGUGUGCUCCAGGCAAACCCAGAAACGUCACCGGUGAUGUCAUCUUAAAACCAGAUAAUACAUCAAUAUGUUCUGUCAAUAUUUCAUGGACACCACCUUAUCAUAUGGAAUCUAGUCCCGAACUGUUCUCCUAUCUAAUUAGAUUGUAUAAAGUUAUCCCAAUAUACCUUAGCCAAUACAUUGAACCACACCAAGAAGCAAUACAAAUCAGUGGGGAUAGAAACUGGGUUGAAAUUAAUGAUAUCCAAUGGGAUUACAACUAUAGUAUCAAUGUGCAGGCAUUAUCUACCAAAGGUCAAAGUAAACCAGUAACACUACUAGUAACCAAUGAAGGUUGUCAGCAGUCUGUAGCAUUGGAAUCUACGCCAACAGCAGAUGAUAAAUCUAAUUUGAAUUUAAUAUUUGGGGGAUCAGCUGGUAUAUUGGUCAUUAUGAUUGCCUUGUCAAUAAGUAUUCUACAUCGAAUUAAACUACAUAGAAACAAAGAAUGUAGCACUAACGAAGCAAGAGGGGAGGAACUGAAUCCUUUAUACUGUCAUGGUACUGACUACAUAACGCAUCUCCAAGAAGAUAACAGUUCUGAAAUUGAAUUUUCUUCUUUGACGUUACUGGAUGUGUUGGGAGAAGGUGCGUUCGGAAAAGUAUAUAAGGCAAAACUGAACGACAAUAAGCUUUCUAAAGAGAAAGAUUUAAUAGUAGCAGUCAAAAUGCUUAAAGAUUUUCAUGAUGCCCACGAAAAGAAGAGCUUACUAAUGGAGAUAGAAUUUAUGAAGCAGUUAGGAAGUCAUCCGCAUAUAGUUAGUUUUAUUGGAUGUUGUAAAAGAGACACUGUUUGUUUAUUGAUGGACUACUGUAGACUAGGAGAUUUACGUUCAUUUUUAUUACACUAUCGUCAGCGUUUACAGAAGGAUUACAGAACUCUGCGACAUUCCUCUGGCAGUGAUAGUGGCAUGAACUCAUCAGUAGAAAGCUCUUUUUCAUCACAGCCAUCAACAGAAUUACACCAAGAUCGUUUAUUAUCGUAUGCCAGACAGAUUGUACUAGCAAUGGAAUAUAUGGCAUCUAAGAAAUUCAUUCACAGAGAUUUAGCUGCACGAAAUAUACUAAUGUAUGAUGAAGAGAGACUAAAAGUGUCUGAUUUUGGUCUGACACGAGAUAUUUACGAAAGAAAUCUUUAUCAACCUACCUCAGCAAGGAAACUCCCAUACAAAUGGAUGGCACUGGAAGCCAUAUUUGACCAAGUGUUUACAAUCAAAUCAGAUAUUUGGUCGUUUGGUAUAGUUUUAUGGGAGAUUGUUACUUUAGGAGGAAGUCCAUAUCCAGGAAUUCCAAACAAAGACUUGUUUAAUUUGCUCAAGGAAGGAUAUCGUAUGGAGAAACCAGAAAAUUGCAGUUUGGAAGUAUAUCAAAUGAUGUUAUCGGUGUGGCAUCCUAAUCCAUAUUGCAGACCAUCAUUUACAGAAUUAAAAAAGAAGUUAGAAGUAAUGUUAGAACAGACGAAACCAUAUAUAAACUUGUCUGUGUCUAUAUCCAAAGAUUAUUAUGAAUCGUCCUCGCUAAGUGACCAUUCAGACCGAGGUACAUUACAUCCCAACGACAAUACAACGUAUGUUGAAAUGUCAACUAAAGAUAGUAUACUGACUUACGAGACACCUCUUAAUGGAUGAACAAAGAAACUAACUUUUCACGAAAAUGAAUUAGAUUGAUAACAUUUAUUAUAAAAAUACAUUUGUAAAUUUCCCAUUUUUUGUAUUUUCACGGUACCUUAAGCAAUUCACAUAAUUUUCUUAUAAAAUUGAUGACCAAAUAUACGGUUUUACUAACAAAACUGUAAGUAAACUGUAGUUAACUAAAACAAAUCGUUUAUCAUGAAGUUUAUUGUUAGUUUACUGGAGUUAACUGAGAAAUUUGACAUGGUUUCUAGUAUAUAUGAGUCCGUGCAAUAGCAUGAUAAAUUCUAGCGUGCUGCUUUGCGGGACAACGUUUCUUUGUAAAAUAGAAAAAAAGUACUUAACUGAAUUUCGACAUUUUUGUUCAUGGCCGAACUGUGCAAAAAUAUUUCACUGAUUUGAUUUAUUACAAACAUAAUAAGACCUGUGCAAGUUGCAAAUUCAAAUUAUAUGUUUUUAUAAAUAGAAUCUAAAAAUGCUACAAUACAGAUGGGAACGGUGAUGACAGUUUGUUGUCGUUUUUGUUUCUAGUUGGAUUAGUUAUAUAUACAUUAUGUCUGUUUUAUUACUGUUAAAUAUGAGGGAACGCGGUAUAUUCCAUAACGAGAAUCAAUUAAGUUAUUGUCAUGGAAUAAACACACCAGAAGAUGUU
Molecule: messenger RNA, 3506 nt
Organism: Mytilus californianus (California mussel)
Lineage: Eukaryota; Metazoa; Mollusca; Bivalvia; Mytilida; Mytilidae
Product: angiopoietin-1 receptor-like
Exons: 22
Coding region: 161-2851 (896 amino acids)
Biological process (GO): positive regulation of kinase activity; multicellular organism development; protein phosphorylation
Cellular component (GO): signaling receptor complex
Molecular function (GO): transmembrane receptor protein tyrosine kinase activity; ATP binding; protein binding
Source: RefSeq, a predicted model, not a curated record